Caenorhabditis angaria is the source of this 609-nucleotide messenger RNA. The record is from the annotation of a GenBank genome assembly. NCBI's taxonomy places the organism in Eukaryota, Metazoa, Nematoda, Chromadorea, Rhabditida, Rhabditidae.
AUGGACAAUUCUUCAUCGCAAAAUGGUAAAGUAUCAUCGGAAAAAGCGAAAAAACAGGCUGAGGAUUUGGAUGAAGCAAAAUCGGAACAAUCAAAAGUUCCAAUCAAUAUCGAUCCAGAAGAGGCAAGAUUUGCGCAUUCUGGCGGAAAAUCCGAACAUGUUAUUGUGAAUUUCACGACAAAUCGAAUGGCAAUCAAAGUUAGAUGUGGUAAUGCAAGUUAUCGUAUUGAACCAACACAUAUGAUUGUGGAACCAGGAAAAUGUCGCCAACUCAAUAUCAUACGUCUUCCAGGUAAGAUUCGACAAAUUUAGAAACAUCCGGCCUAUAAGGAUUUUCAUUUUUAAACUCUACAGUAUCCAAACUUCCUAAUUUUAGGACCCGUUCAAACUGACAAAGUGUUUGUUCAAUAUAUUGAAUGUGAUGCAUCUGCCACUGACGCUAAAAUUGUUUUCAAAAAUGCGGAAGCCGCUGGAACUAAGAUCAACAACAUCAAGAUUAAGCUGAUCGUAAGUUUCAAAAGGUUUCAGAAAAUCAAAAAUAAAUAUUUGAAUUUUUAGGCUGCAGCAGCUGGUGGUAGGAAAAUGUCGCGUGAAAUUGUCGAAGAAUGA